Opisthocomus hoazin is the source of this 8142-nucleotide messenger RNA. NCBI's taxonomy places the organism in Eukaryota, Metazoa, Chordata, Aves, Opisthocomiformes, Opisthocomidae. The record is from RefSeq and is a predicted model, not a curated record.
AUGUCGGAAAAGUCAGGCCAGAGUACAAAAGCAAAGGAUGGAAAAACAAAGUAUGCAACACUCAGUCUGUUUAAUACUUACAAGGGAAAGUCACUGGAAACUCAGAAAACCACAGUUGCCGCACGCCAUGGAUUACAGAGUCUUGGAAAAGUUGCUAUUUCAAGGAGGAUGCCUCCCCCAGCUAACCUCCCCAGUCUCAAAGCAGAGAACAAAGGCAAUGACCCUAACGUGAACAUUGUGCCUAAAGAUGGCACAGGGUGGGCUUCAAAACAAGAACAGCAUGAAGAAGAAAAACAGCCAGAUGUGCCACAGACACAACCAAAACCUGCUGUUCCUGCUCCUCCAGAAGCAGCUCCUGUUGCCAAAUCAUGGGCCAACACCAAACCAGGUGGACAAGAUGGUCCAGCUAUUCCAGUAAAUAGUUAUUUCCAGCAAGAGUUUCCCAGUCUGCCGGCAGCUGGGGAUCAAGAAAAGUCAGGCAAAGACAAAGAUGCACCUGAAGACCUCCAUGGAUCAGGACCCAGCUUGCGACCACAAAAUGCUACUAGUUGGAGAGAAGGUGGCAAUAAGAGCAACUCACCUGGUUCUCCAACUGAUCAGGAAGCUAAGGCUCUUGGACAAGAAGAUGGUAACGCUACACCAGCAGAACAAAAUGAUGGCCAGAAGGCAGCAGAAAAGAGGGAUGUGCGCUUACCACAGAUCCCUCAGCCCAAGCUGAAUGGCCAGCAGCAACCACCUAUCUCCUCUCAGUACAGAGCAAUGAUGCCACCUUAUAUGUUUAAUCAGUAUCCUAGAAUGGCAUAUCCUCCUUCCUUGCAAGGUCCAACAAGAUUUCCCAAUUCUGAGCCUAGCAGAGGGCCAAGGGGAAGAGGACCACCUUCGUGGUGUUCAGAACCUAUUGAGCGCCCAUCCAUUCUUAGUGCUAGUGAACUUAAAGAACUUGAUAAAUUUGAUAAUCUAGAUGCUGAGGCUGAUGAAGGCUGGGCAGGUGCUCAGAGUGAAGUGGAUUACACUGAGCAGCUGAACUUCAGUGAUGAUGAUGAGCAAGGAAGUACUCAGAAAGAGAAGGAAAGUGGUGAUGAACAAACACCAUCAAAAGAUUCCCAGAGUCCUGAUGGCCAGAAGGAAGCAGAAGACCAGACAAGUGCUAAAUCUGCCACCCAGGUUUCCACAGCAGCAACCAAAGGGUCUUAUGGCAAAAGCUCUCAGCUUGAUCAGGAUCGGGGCCCAGCACAGCCUUCUCUACAUGAAAGAGGCGGUCCUGCUCUUCAUCCGAAAUCUAGUCUACCACCGCACCCUCCUCCUCCUGAUCGCCAGGUAGGACCUGGAAGGCAGGGACCCUUUCCCCCUAAACCAGUACCAGAUGAAGAUGAAAUUUGGAAACAGAGGAGAAGACAGCAGUCAGAGAUAUCCGCUGCAGUUGAGCGAGCUCGUAAGCGGCGAGAAGAGGAAGAAAGAAGAAUGGAAGAACAGAGAAAAGCAGCUUGUGCUGAAAAGCUAAAACGGUUAAAUGAGAAAUUUGGCUGUGUGACAAAACCCUCCCGGGAAGACCCUCUGAAAGACAGGGAGAGGGAGAGGGAGCGGGAGAGGGAAAGGGAGAGAGAAAGAGAGCGGGAGAGGGAAAAGGAGAGGGAGCGGGAGCGAGAGCGCGAAAGAGAAAAAGAGAGGGAGAGGGAGAAGGAAAAGGAAAAAGAGAGGGAGAGGGAGAAGGAAAAGGAAAAAGAGAGGGAGAGGGAGAAGGAAAAGGAAAAAGAAGAAAAAGAAAAACUGGAGAAGGCACAAGAACAAGAAAUGGAGAAAGAUAAAGAAAAGGAGAUGGAGAAAGAAGAGAAGGAGAAUGAGAAAGAGAAAGAGGAGGAGAAACCAGCACAUGAGGUUCCUGAGCCUCUAGAACCUGUGACAACACCUGUAGUAGAAAAACAAGAAAGUGAAACCAGGAGUAACAAGGAAGAAAAAGUCUUUACCCGGCAAGAUAGUGGUCGGAAUGAGAAAGAAAUUUCACAGGUGACACAUGAGAGUGAGCCAGAUUCAGGAUCUCAGCCUCGUCCUGCUGUUUCCUCAGGCUAUUCUAAGCAGUUCCAGAAAUCAUUGCCACCAAGAUUUCAGAGGCAGCAGGAGCAAAUGAAACAGCAGCAGUGGCAGCAACAACAAGGUGUCCUUCCACCGUCUGCUCCCUCGCAGCCUUCCAGUGGCCCUGUCCCGCCUCCCCAGCAUAGGCCCCUUUACCAGCCCAUGCAGCCACAUCCUCAGCAUUUAGCUUCAAUGGGCUUUGAUCCACGGUGGCUUAUGAUGCAGUCUUACAUGGACCCACGAAUGAUGUCAGGAAGACCUGCAAUGGAUAUGCCGCCUAUUCACCCAGGAAUUAUGCCUCCCAAACCACUGAUGAGAAGAGACCAGAUAGAGGGGUCAGCAACUAGUUCAGAUUCAUUUGAACAUAUAGCUCGCUCAGCAAGAGAGCACGCUGUUCCUUUGUCGGAGCCCCGCAUGAUGUGGGGGUCCGACCCGUACCCCCAUGCAGAACCUCAGCAAUCUAGUUCUCCUCCCAAAGUGUUAGAAGAGCCUGACGAUUUGAGGUCUGAGGCACACUUGGAGCAAGAACGAGUUGCUGUCCCUGCUGCUGCUUAUCCUGUAGAACACAACCAGUUGGACUCUCAUCCAAAGACAGACUUUUUCAGAGAAUCAGGAGAAGUGGAGGUACAAAAGUUCCCAAGCAGGCCUUUGGAAGAUGUACAACCUCUGCAAACUGACACACCUAAUACGGCAGUUAAUUUUGAAGGAGUAAAUGAGACAGUUACACAUAGCUCUCCAGAAGAAUUGGUGCCUGUGGGGGAAAGUCACUCUUCACUAAAGAGAAGCAUUUCCCAUGGUUCAAGUCACUCUCUGAAAUCAGAAGACCAGAGGAAUGAGACGGCAAUGAAUAUCCCUAAAUUAAAUAACAGGCCUAUUGAGACAAAGGACACAAUUGAGAGACUUGAGAUUAAGCCAAAAAAAGAAAUUUUGAUCAGUAAUAGAACAUCAGAAGGACCAAAACCUGAAAAAACUUUUAAACUGAAGUCUGAAACAAGAUGGGGUCCUAGGCCAGGUUAUGGCAGGAGAGAUGAAGGUGGUGAGAAACCAGUGAGAAGAUCGGGUCCUAUUAAAAAACCUGUGCUUAGAGAUAUGAAGGAAGAGCAGUCUGAGAAAAUUGACAAAAAGGAAGCACCUCAAGUGCCUCUGCCUCAGGCUGAGCCAGAGACAUCCGCCCCCAGCAGCGCUCCUCUGGCUAAGAAGAUAACCCAGGAUGCUGCUCUGACUCCAGCCAGCCAGGAGAGCACACAGCAGCAGCCGCCUGCUCAGCCGGCAGCACAGCAGCAGCCACAUGUUCAGCAGCCAUCUACAGCAGUGAAGGAAGAAAAGCAGACUGAGAAGGUUGUUAGCAAGGAGGCUGUAGAGAAACCACGCUUGGAAACCAGACCAGUCAAAAGAGAGCCUGGCUUACCACCUAGGACAUACUGGAAGGAGGCUAGGGAUAGAGACUGGUUCCCAGAUCAGGGAUACAGGGGCAGGGGCCGUGGGGAGUAUUAUUCCAGAGGUCGUAGCUACAGAGGUUCUUACGGAGGACGUGGUCGGGGCAGUAGGGGCCACAACAGAGAGUACCCACACUACAGAGAUCCUAAGCCUAGAUCAGACCACGUGCCUUCAGGGCCUGUUAGGCAGAGAGAAGAGAGUGAAACUCGUAGUGAGAGUUCCGACUUUGAAGUAAUCCCAAAACGGCGGCGACAGCAUGGGUCGGAGACAGAUUCUGACAGUGAAGUUCACGAAAGUGCAAGUGACACGCUGCUUUCAGACAAAGACAGUCUAAUCAAAGGCAAGCACCCAAAAAGAGAAGAGAGAGCUGAUAGCAAGAAACCUCCAAAGCCCUUGUCAUUCAAACCUGAAAACCAUAUCAGAGUAGACAACAGAUCCCUAGAAAAAACGUAUAUAAGAGAUGACGAGAACAAGCCCAAACCAGGAUUUCUUCCUAAAGGAGAGCCUUCUAGACGUGGCAGAGGUGGAAUAUAUAGACGUGGUGGCAGGGAUCCUGGUGGGCGCCCUCCACGUCCAUCUACAAUAAGGAGACCACCCUACAGAGACAAUCAGUGGAACCCGAGGCAAACAGAGAUCAUUAAACCAGAAGAUGCGGAGCCUCCAAGAAGAAAUGAACAUUACGGUCCUAUACCAGUUGAUAAAAGACCUCCAAAAUUUGAGAGAAAGUUUGAUCCAAACAGAGAGAGGCCACGAAGACAAAGGCCUGCUCGACCUCCAAGGCAAGAUAAGCCACCACGCUUUAGGCGCCUGAAAGAAAGAGAGGCCGCAUCAAAGAUAAGUGAGGCAGUAACCAGCUCAUCGACAAGUGCCACAGUUAGUAAUGCAGUUAGUGAGCCCUCCAACACUGCUAUGGAUGUGUCAGGAAGUAAGACACCAGACUUGUCCAACCAGAAUUCUUCAGACCAGGCAAACGAAGAGUGGGAAACAGCCUCAGAAAGCAGUGACUUCAAUGAGAGGCGGGAGAGGGAUGAGAAGAAAACAGCAGAUGUAGCAGCACAGGCGGCUGCAAAGGUAGGAGAAAACGCUGGAGCCCCAAAAAGGGAAAUAGCCAAGAGAAGUUUUUCUAGUCAACGGCCUGGCAUAGACCGUCAAAACCGACGUGGCAACAAUGGGCCAGCUAAACCAGGGAGGAACUUCACGGGGCCUAGGAGUGAAAGGCGGAGUGGUCCUCCACCCAGAAGUGGAAAAAGAGGGCCAUUUGAAGAGCAGACAGCAACUGUCCCUGGUGUGGAUCCCACCAACAGCAACUCUGUACAUCAGGAGGAUGGAGGUGUUACUGCUGCAGGACAAAAGAACACCAAGGAUGCAAGUGGCAAAAAGAGAGAAGAGCCUAAGGCUGGUCCAAAGAAGCCUAAGGAAAAAGUGGAUGCCUUGUCUCAAUUUGAUCUAAAUAAUUACGCAAGUGUUGUGAUCAUUGAUGAUCACCCUGAAGUGACAGUAGUUGAAGACUCCCAAUCUAACUUGAAUGAUGAUGGUUUCACAGAAGUGGUGUCUAAGAAGCAACAAAAACGCUUGCAAGAUGAAGAGCGCAGAAAGAAGGAAGGACAAACAGUAAAGGUUUGGACCAAAAAAGGAUCAAGUGAAAAAGGCCGAGGUCAGAAUUCCAAGCUCCCACCCAGAUUUGCCAAAAAGCAGCAACAGGCAGCAGCUGCAGCUGCACAGCAGGCACAAACUCAAGCACAAGCUCAGGCACAGCCUCCGUGUACAACACAGACUCCAGGUCAGCCACAGGUUUCUGUUCAGCAGCAAAACCAGACUGCAGGAGGGACAGCCAGCACGGAAUACACAGUGUCAGGCAAAGUUCUGCAAAACACUCAGGCUCACAAUGGUCUAGGAACCGAAUUAUGGGAAAACAAGGUGCCUCCUACAGCAGUUCUGAAUGACAUCUCCAAAAAGUUGGGACCCAUUAGCCCACCUCAACCACCUUCAGUCAGUGCUUGGAACAAGCCUUUGACAUCUUUUGGUUCAGCUUCAUCUCCAGAGGGGACAAAGCCUGGGCAAGAAGGUGGAGUCGAUCUUGGUAUAGAAACUAUUCAGUUUGGAGCCCCAGCUUCCAGCGGCAGUGACAGUGAAGUUGGCCCUGUACUUUCUGAGAAGUCGACUGACAAGCUACCAGAACCGAAAGAGCAAAGACAGAAACAGCCUCGGGCUGGACCCAUCAAAGCACAAAAGCUUCCAGACUUGAGUCCAGUAGAAAACAAAGAGUAUAAACCUGGUCCUAUUGGGAAAGAGCGUUCUUUAAAGAACAGGAAGGUGAAGGAUGGUCAACAGGGAGAGCCCGAGGGACAGGAGAAGCCAUCUCCCACCUCUGUCAGAAGUCCAGAACCUGUCACUACAAAGGAAACCAAAGCAGCAAGUGAACUGAGCACGGAAAUAGGAACGAUGAUAUCUGUCUCUGCUCCAGAGUUUGGAACAAACACAAAGGAGUCUGUAACAGACUACACUACACCUUCUUCUCAUCCUAACACAGUGGCUACUAGCAGUACAAAAAUGGAGGAGACUUUGGUGACGAACGUGCCCCUGCCCCACACCCUUCCCCUCCCUAGGAGGGAGACUCUACAACAGAGCUCCAGCCUAACUCCAGUUUCUCCCGCUACCGUCGACCUCACCCUCAAGAUGGAGUCUGCACGCAAAGCAUGGGAGAAUUCCCCGAACAUGGGGGAGAAGAGUUCUCCAGUGACCUCAGCAGCAUCUCCCAUCGCUGGUGGCAGCGGCAAUAGCAGCAGCAGCAGCAACACUGGGCCAAGCAGUGGUACUUACAGCUCAUUCUCUAGUGCAUCAAUGCCUCCUAUUCCUGUGGCCUCAGUUACACCGACAACUUCGCUGUCAGGAGCUGGAACAUACACAACCUCCUCACUGAGUACGAAGACUGCAAGCACCUCAGACCCUCCUAAUAUAUGUAAAGUGAAACCACAGCAGUUGCAGACAAGCAGCCUAGCUUCUGCCAGUCACUUUUCCCAGCUGAGCUGCAUGCCAUCCCUCAUUGCCCAGCAACAGCAAAGUCCCCAGGUCUAUGUGUCUCAGUCUGCAGCAGCUCAAAUCCCAGCAUUUUAUAUGGAUACGAGUCAUCUGUUCAACACCCAACAUGCACGUUUGGCACCACCUUCUCUGGCCCAGCAGCAAGGCUUUCAACCAGGGCUUUCUCAGCCUGCUUCAGUUCAGCAGAUCCCCAUCCCCAUCUAUGCACCUCUGCAAGGACAGCAUCAAGCUCAGCUGGGUCUAGGAGCAGCACCAGCUGUUUCACAAGCACAGGAGUUGUUCAACUCCUCCUUACAACCUUAUAGAUCCCAGCAAGCUUUUAUGCAAAGUGGUUUGUCUCAGCCAUCACCAGUAGUUCUCUCUGGUACAGCCUUACACAACUUCCCAGCAGUGCAACACCAGGAGCUUGCGAAGGCACAGUCAAGCCUGGCAUUUCAACAGACUUCGAACACGCAACCUAUUCCUAUCUUAUACGAACAUCAGCUUAGUCAAGCUUCAGGACUGGGAGGCUCUCAGCUGAUUGAUACACACAUUCUCCAGGCCAGAGCUACACUCACCCAGGCUUCAAAUCUGUACUCUGGGCAAGUUCAACAGCCUGGCCAGAGCAAUUUCUACAACACUGCACAGUCUCCCAGUGCUCUCCAGCAGGUGACAGUACCUUUGCCAGGAUCGCAAAUUUCUUUGCCCAACUUUGGAUCCACAGCACAGCCACUAAUCGCCCUACCCCAAUCUUUACAACCACCACUACAGCACACACCACCACAAGCGCAGGCUCAAAACUUAAGCAGACCUGCACAAGUAACCCAACCUUUCAGAGGACUGAUCCCAGCAGGAACUCAACACAGCAUGAUUGCUGCAACAGGAAAGAUAUCGGAAAUGGACCUGAAGGCCUUUGGAGGUGGCAUUGAUGUUAAACCUGGAACACCGCCAGUUACUGGUAGAAGUACUACUCCAACCUCCAGUCCCUUCCGGGCCAGUUCUACAAGUCCCAACAAUCAGUCCAAUAAAAUGAACAGCAUUGUCUACCAGAAGCAGUUUCAGUCAGCAGCUGCCACGGUGAGAAUGACACAACCGUUUCCUGCACAGUUCGCACCACAGAUCCUCUCUCAGCCUAACCUGCUCCCUCCAUUGGUAAGAGCCCCAUAUGCUAACACCUUCCCAGCGCCUGUUCAGAGGCUGCCAGUAGUACUGCAUAGUCAGAUGCCAUCUCAGAUGACCACAGGCCUUAUGAGCCACCCUCAUUUACCACGUGUGGCCAGAGGUCUUUGUGGAUCAGUAUCUGGAGCCAGAGGCAAUCAGGCCCAGGCUGCGAUGAAGGCUGAACGAGACACGCAGGCAAAGCAGAGAGCAGAGGUACUUCAGUCCACCCAGAGAUUCUUUUCUGAGCAGCAGCAGCAGAGCAAACCCGUAGGAGGCAAAGCGCAGAAAGUGGAUGAGAACGGGAGCAAACCCGCUGAGGCGAUUGCUGACUCCUCAGGAGUCUGCCAGGACAAAACCGAGGAAAAGCCGACCCCUGCGCCUGCGACGGCAACGAAACCCGUUAGAACUGGACCAAUCAAACCUCAGGCAAUCAAAACUGAAGAAACAAAAUCUUAA